Messenger RNA from Jatropha curcas, 1188 nucleotides. RefSeq names its product vacuolar protein sorting-associated protein 2.3 (gene VPS2.3). Gene Ontology annotation, biological process: vacuolar transport. The record is from RefSeq and is a predicted model, not a curated record. NCBI's taxonomy places the organism in Eukaryota, Viridiplantae, Streptophyta, Magnoliopsida, Malpighiales, Euphorbiaceae.
UAUUGCAGGGUGGACUAAUCUUGUGUCCCGUAGCCGGUAGCCGUGCAACCUAGAUUACUACACCAAGUAAAACAAAAACAAAAAAACCGCAAAAAAUUCUUGGCAAUUUCUUCUCAUUUUCGAGCCAAAAGAAACAAUCUUUUCCUAUCUCCGCCUCUCUUCGUCUCCGUUAAGGCCUCUGGAUUUCAACUGUGUAUCGUACAAAACAUAAUUCGAGCUAAACAAAAAUGAACCUCUUCAACAAGAAACCGAAUCCCAAAGAGGUUCUUCGAGAGAGCAAAAGAGAAAUGCAAAAUGCUACUAGAGGUAUAGAGAAGGAAAUUGGAGCCUUGCAAUUAGAGGAAAAGAAGCUUGUCGCUGAGAUAAAAAGAACUGCUAAGACAGGAAACGAGGCAGCAACUAAAGUCCUAGCCAGGCAACUUAUCAGGCUUAGGCAACAAAUAGCUAACUUACAAGGUAGUCGUGCUCAAAUGAGAGGCAUAGCAACUCAUACACAGGCAAUGUAUGCCCAAUCUUCUGUUGCUAAUGGUUUGAAAGGUGCCACGAAGGCGAUGUCAUCUAUGAAUAAGCAAAUGGCUCCUGCAAAGCAAGGAAAGGUUAUAAGAGAAUUUCAGAAACAGUCAGCAUUGAUGGAUAUGACUACGGAAAUGAUGUCAGAAACCAUUGAUGAUGCCUUGGAUGAUGACGAUGCUGAAGAGGAGACUGAAGAGUUGACAAAUCAAGUACUAGAUGAAAUUGGUGUUGAUGUUGCCUCCCAGUUGUCAACGGCACCAAAAGGUAAAAUUGCCGGGAAGAAUAAAGAGGAUGUGGGCAGUUCCGGCAUUGAUGAACUUGAGAAGAGGUUGGCUGCUUUGAGGAAUCCUUAAAACAAUGACAAGAAGUUCCAUGUUUUUAUCCUAUCGAUCAGAGCUUCACCACAUAAGCUGAUUCUUCAAAGUGAUUUGUUCUGUAUAUAUCAUCUUCUUCGUAUCCAUGGUUCUCUGGAAGAUGUUUAGCUUGUAAUUUGGUGCUUGUGAAAAUACUAUUUCAUCAGAUCAUCUGUUUCACAAUGCCCUCUCGGCUCAAAUCAAGAAUCAGAGUUAACUCAAAAUCUAAUAAUCUUUUUUAGUAGAUAAAUGUAUUUUUGGUGAUCGCAAAAUAUUAACUUCGGCAUUGAUAUAGAACCAGCCAAUAUGAAAAAUUGGGAAA